Molecule: messenger RNA, 2622 nt
Organism: Fukomys damarensis (Damara mole-rat)
Lineage: Eukaryota; Metazoa; Chordata; Mammalia; Rodentia; Bathyergidae
Gene: Dtna
Product: dystrobrevin alpha
Exons: 23
Coding region: 369-2591 (740 amino acids)
Biological process (GO): synaptic signaling
Cellular component (GO): synapse; plasma membrane
Molecular function (GO): zinc ion binding
Source: RefSeq, a predicted model, not a curated record
GGGGCGGGGGAGGCGGAUGAGGAGGAUGAGAUCAUAGUUUCAGGAUCCUCAGGAAACCCUGGUACUGGCAGCAGCCAGCCUCUGCUGUGCCCACAUGACCCACAACUCUGGCAGCGGACCCGGCACUUCCAACAUUAUUAAAUAAUAAGAAAGCGGUUCCUACUCCAUGCCCGAGCCUCCCUACAGACCAAUGGACACCUUCUAAGAGUUUGGUGACAGGCGCCCGUCCUUUCCAAGAUAUAUAGGAUUUACCAGACCCUGGGUGAAGUACUUAGGAAGUGUUUAAAUGACAUAAUCAACUACCAUUUCAAAGAAAAGAACAUAGAUGGUUUUGGGAAGUUCAUGCUGUUUCUUCACUCAAUUUUAGAAUGAUUGAAGAUAGCGGUAAAAGAGGAAAUACCAUGGCAGAAAGAAGACAGCUGUUUGCAGAGAUGAGGGCUCAAGAUCUGGAUCGCAUUCGACUCUCCACCUACAGAACAGCAUGCAAGCUGAGAUUUGUUCAGAAGAAGUGCAACUUGCACCUGGUGGACAUUUGGAACGUCAUAGAAGCACUGCGAGAAAAUGCUUUGAACAACUUGGACCCAAACAUAGAGCUUAACGUGGCCCGCUUAGAGGCCGUGCUCUCCACCAUUUUUUACCAGCUCAAUAAACGGAUGCCAACCACUCACCAAAUCCACGUGGAACAGUCCAUCAGCCUCCUGCUUAACUUUCUGCUUGCAGCCUUUGAUCCGGAAGGCCAUGGUAAAAUUUCAGUAUUUGCUGUCAAAAUGGCUUUAGCCACGUUGUGUGGAGGGAAGAUCAUGGACAAACUGAGAUAUAUUUUCUCAAUGAUUUCUGACUCCAGCGGAGUGAUGGUUUAUGGACGUUAUGACCAAUUCCUUCGGGAAGUUCUCAAACUACCCACAGCAGUUUUUGAAGGUCCUUCAUUUGGUUACACAGAACAAUCGGCUAGAUCCUGUUUCUCCCAACAGAAAAAAGUCACGUUGAAUGGCUUCCUGGACACCCUCAUGUCUGACCCGCCCCCACAGUGUCUGGUCUGGCUGCCUCUCCUGCAUCGACUGGCAAAUGUGGAAAAUGUCUUCCACCCGGUGGAGUGUUCGUACUGCCACAGCGAGAGUAUGAUGGGAUUUCGCUACCGAUGCCAGCAGUGUCACAAUUACCAGCUCUGUCAGGACUGCUUCUGGAGGGGCCAUGCUGGUGGCUCCCAUAGCAACCAGCACCAAAUGAAAGAGUACACAUCAUGGAAAUCCCCUGCUAAGAAGCUAACCAAUGCUUUAAGCAAGUCUCUGAGCUGUGCAUCCAGCAGGGAACCUUUGCACCCCAUGUUCCCCGAUCAGCCAGAGAAGCCACUCAACUUGGCCCACAUCGUUGAUACCUGGCCUCCCAGACCUGUAACCAGCAUGAAUGAUACCCUGUUCUCCCACUCUGUUCCCUCCUCAGGAAGUCCCUUCAUUACCAGGAGCUCUCCUCCCAAGGACAGUGAAGUAGAACAGAACAAAAUGCUGGCUAGGGCUGCUCCAGCUUUUCUGAAGGGCAAAGGGAUACAGUACAGCCUAAAUGUUGCAGACAGGCUAGCUGAUGAACAUGUGCUCAUCGGGUUGUAUGUCAACAUGCUCCGGAACACCCCAUCAUGUAUGCUUGAGAGUUCCAGCCGGCUUGAUGAAGAACACAGGCUGAUCGCCAGGUAUGCAGCAAGACUGGCAGCAGAGUCCUCCUCGUCUCAGCCAACUCAACAGAGAAGUGCUCCUGACAUCUCUUUCACCAUUGAUGCAAAUAAACAACAAAGGCAGCUGAUUGCAGAACUAGAAAACAAGAACAGAGAAAUCUUACAGGAGAUCCAGAGGCUGCGGCUUGAACAUGAGCAAGCUUCUCAGCCCACACCAGAAAAGGCACAGCAGAACCCAACACUGCUGGCAGAGCUCCGGCUCCUCAGACAGCGCAAGGAUGAGCUGGAACAGAGAAUGUCUGCUCUCCAGGAGAGCCGGAGAGAGCUCAUGGUCCAGUUAGAAGGUCUCAUGAAGCUCCUAAAGACCCAGGGGGCAGGCUCCCCUCGCUCCUCCCCCAGCCACACCAUCAGCAGGCCCAUCCCCAUGCCCAUCCGCUCAGCGUCUGCCUGCUCCACCCCGACGCGCACGCCUCAGGACUCUCUCACAGGGGUAGGGGGAGAUGUCCAAGAGGCGUUUGCACAAAGCUCAAGAAGAAAUCUAAGGAAUGACUUGCUAGUGGCAGCGGAUUCCAUCACGAACACCAUGUCCUCUCUGGUGAAAGAGCUGAAUUCGGAAGUGGGGAGUGAAGCAGAGAGUAAUGUGGAUUCUGAAUUUGCACGGACUCAGUUUGAGGAUCUUGUUCCAUCGCCCACCUCUGAAAAGGCUUUUCUAGCGCAAAUCCAUGCUCGAAAACCUGGGUACAUUCAUGGGGGAGCUACCACAAGCAGUGACAUAGCUGCUGAAGAUGGAGACCCCUAUGUCCAGCCAGAAGAAGAAAACUAUGAGAAUGACUCAGUCCAGCAGCUGGAGAAUGAGCUGAAGAUGGAGGAAUACCUGAAACAGAAGCUGCAAGAUGAAGCCUACCAGGUCAGCUUGCAAGGUUGAAUGCAAUAUCCUUUUAUCACUCUCCUCUCAA